AUGGAAAACCAAUCCAGCGUUUCCGAGUUUUUCCUCCGAGGAAUAUCUGUGUCUCCAGAGCAACAACAGUCUCUCUUCGGAAUUUUCCUGCGUAUAUAUCUUGUCACCUUGACUGGGAACCUGCUCAUCAUCCUGGCCAUUGGCUCUGACCUGCACCUCCACACCCCCAUGUACUUUUUCUUGGCCAACCUGUCUUUUGUUGACAUGGGUUUAACGUCCUCCACAGUUUCCAAGAUGCUGGUGAAUGUACAGACACGGCAUCACACUAUCUCCUACAUGGGUUGCCUCACACAAAUGUAUUUCUUUCUGAUGUUUGGUGAUCUGGACAGCUUCUUCCUGGCUGCCAUGGCGUAUGACCGCUAUGUGGCCAUUUGCUGCCCCCUCUACUACUCCACAGUCAUGAGCCCCCAAGUCUGUGCCCUAAUCCUCGUGUUGUGCUGGGUCCUCACCAAUGUUGUUGCUCUGACUCACACACUCCUCAUGGCUCGACUGUCAUUCUGUGUGACUGGGGAAAUUGCUCACUUUUUCUGUGACAUAACUCCUGUCCUGAAGCUAUCAUGUUCUGACACCCACAUCAACGAGAUGAUGGUUUUUGUCUUGGGAGGCACAGUGCUCAUUGUCCCCUUUCUAUGCAUUGUCACCUCCUACAUCCACAUUGUGCCUGCUAUCCUGAGGAUUCGAACCCAUGGUGGGGCGGGCAAGGCCUUUUCCACCUGCAGUUCCCACCUCUGCAUUGUUUGUGUGUUCUAUGGGACCCUCUUCAGUGCCUACCUGUGUCCUCCCUCUAUCGCCUCUGAAGAGAAGGACAUUGCAGCAGCUGCAAUGUAUACCAUAGUGACUCCCAUGUUGAACCCCUUUAUCUAUAGCCUAAGGAACAAGGACAUGAAGAGGGCCCUCAAGAGGCUCUUCGGUCAGAGGAAAAUUGUUUCAUCUUAGAUAGAGUGUCAGCAACAUUUAAUGAAAAGACAUAGGCUUGAAGUCAGACAAACAGGCUUCAUUUUGGGGUCUGCCACAUACUAGCCAUAAGAUCGUAGUCCGGUGACUUAGCCUCUUUGAUUCCUUGUUUUCUUCAGUUAUGAAAUGGAGACAACAGUGUCUAUCUAAUAAGGUAACUUGGAGGAUUAACUGAAAUAAACUAUAAAAUGCAUCCAGUAUAGUAGUGAAUAAUAGUGGCA
Molecule: messenger RNA, 1175 nt
Organism: Cebus imitator (Panamanian white-faced capuchin)
Lineage: Eukaryota; Metazoa; Chordata; Mammalia; Primates; Cebidae
Product: olfactory receptor 1N1
Exons: 1
Coding region: 1-936 (311 amino acids)
Biological process (GO): G protein-coupled receptor signaling pathway
Cellular component (GO): membrane
Molecular function (GO): olfactory receptor activity; G protein-coupled receptor activity
Source: RefSeq, a predicted model, not a curated record